This is a messenger RNA of Trypanosoma conorhini, 723 nucleotides long. RefSeq lists its product as uncharacterized. The coding region runs from base 1 to 723 and encodes 240 amino acids. The transcript has a single exon. The record is from RefSeq and is a predicted model, not a curated record. Lineage: Eukaryota; Euglenozoa; Kinetoplastea; Trypanosomatida; Trypanosomatidae.
AUGUAUGCCUCCCGCUCGCUCGCCCGCUUCGCGCAGGUGAUGUGUUUCUGCCCCUCCCCGCCGCUGCUGAUAUUUGCAUGUUUUUUUUUUGUUUCUCUCCGCCUCCUUUCUCCGCCGCACGGAACCAAUUCCCCAGUUGCACGCGCGUUGCCUGCGCAGCUGAAGCGAGGGAGCGGCGUUGAUUCCUGCUCGGGGGGGCGCUGCUGGUUUGGGACGCGUAUUUCCUUUUGCGUUUGUCUCUCGUCCCCGCCCCCAUUGAUGCUGCUGCGACGCACAGCCACGGCGCUGCGCUACCGCACGGCAUGGCGAGAGCUGCUCCACCCGCUGCCGGUGAAGGCGCGCAGGGCGGAGUGGCUGAAGCGCGACGCGGUCGAGCAGAACGAGGCGCUGCUGCGCCGGCCGUACUACACCCUCAAGUCCUACGCGCUGCCGCCGGUGGUGGGCCGGCAGCCCCCCGCAGCCGCAGCCGCAGCCGCCGCCUCCUCCGCCGGCGUCGAGGAUGCGCUGCGGCAGCCCCGCCGCGCCACCUCGCCGGAGCGGCUCCAGGAACUGCGCGAGCAGCUGCAGUUCCCCGGCGCCGUUGGGCCUCAGCUGCAAGCCGUGUCCUCAGUGGGGCGACCGACGGAGAGCUACACGGAGGCGUACGGGGCGCGGCUGCGGCCACGCUACCCAGAGAGCUGGGACACCGUGCCGCCGCAUCAACCCUCACGAGGCAUGCUGUGA